AUGCUUAGGAAUGGGAGCAGACUUUUAGGCAGGCUAACAUCUCCUGCACACUUUCCGCGUGUGGGACGUAUGAACCUGUUUUGCAACUUGCGCAGGGACUUCACCAAUGGUCAGGACGCCGCACCCAAGAAAAAAGGACUCAAAGCAUUGAUGCAGACUUAUGGGUGGUCGGCGUUGGCAGUCUAUAUGGCUAUAUCCGCCAUCGACCUGCCACUAUGCUACUUUGGCGUACACUCUCUGGGCGAGAAGACUAUCAAAGUAUACAUGAACCGGCUAAAGAAUGUCUUUGAUUGCGGUAAGGAGGAGCACCUUCUAAUAUCCGAAAUUGAAAUCCUCCAGGAAGAAAGAGAGAGAAUAAAGCAGACGGCAUCGGGAGAAAGCAUAUGGCGGCAGCUGAUGAACAGCAACUUCUUGACCGAGUUCCUGAUCGCUUAUGGAAUACACAAGUCGCUCGUGUUCAUUCGAGUCCCAAUUACGGCUGCAGCUACACCUGCAAUAGUCAAGGCUCUACAGCAUUGGGGGUUCAACAUUGGUAAGUUAAAGAAAGUGGCCUCAAAGGCGGACAAGUAG
Molecule: messenger RNA, 570 nt
Organism: Eremothecium gossypii ATCC 10895
Lineage: Eukaryota; Fungi; Ascomycota; Saccharomycetes; Saccharomycetales; Saccharomycetaceae
Gene: NAT2
Product: Nat2p
Exons: 1
Coding region: 1-570 (189 amino acids)
Cellular component (GO): mitochondrion
Source: RefSeq, marked provisional